Messenger RNA from Lucilia cuprina (Australian sheep blowfly), 1760 nucleotides. Its product is annotated as achaete-scute complex protein T5. Lineage: Eukaryota; Metazoa; Arthropoda; Insecta; Diptera; Calliphoridae. Gene Ontology annotation, molecular function: RNA polymerase II transcription regulatory region sequence-specific DNA binding; protein dimerization activity; DNA-binding transcription factor activity, RNA polymerase II-specific. The record is from RefSeq and is a predicted model, not a curated record. The transcript has a single exon. The coding region runs from base 441 to 1340 and encodes 299 amino acids. Gene Ontology annotation, biological process: developmental process; regulation of transcription by RNA polymerase II.
UAAAAUGAGUUUGUUCAAUUUUUAAUCUCAAUACUACUAGGAUUUUUAGGCCAUAAAACUCACAAUCAGAGACUAAAGAGCAGAAAAAGUAAAAUUUUAAAGGGAUGCUAUCUAGAAGAAUAACUCUCGUUAAUAAUAUCCUGCUGAGAGUUACAUGCGUGAGAGAUCUUUUGUUAAUGCGUAGAGUAGUUUAGAGUUGAUCGCUUAGAUUUUUUGGUUACCUGUAAAAGAGUCAGUAAAUAGCAGGUAAAAUUAAAUAAAAUAUUGUCUUGAAUGAAAUUCCUUUAAUUUGAGGAUGCCAGAGGAAACCAUUUAAAUAGCCAGACGGCGCAGAGAAGGGCAUCAUUACAUCUCAAGCAUCCAAAGAGUAAACAACUAAAAAAUACUUUUAAAAUAAAAAAUUUAAAAAUAAUACCAAAUAAUAAAUUCAAAUAUCAAACAUGGCUUUGGGUUCAGAAAAUAUGGUUUAUCAUCAACAACCCACACAAUACCAACUACAGCAACACCGUGCUCAACAGCAGCAACAACCACUAAGGGAAGUUUUAAGAACUCGUAAUGUAAACCACCAAAGAUCUAUAGCACCUGCACCAUAUACAAAACCUUCGGCAAACAGCAGCAUGUUAGCCGGUACUACCUUGGACUCUAACAAUCCAGCCGUAGUGAGACGCAAUGCUCGCGAACGCUGCCGUGUUAAGCAAGUCAAUGAUGGUUUCUCCACCUUGAGAAAACAUAUACCCACAGCAAUUAUAGCUGAAAUUAGUAAUGGCAGACGUGGUAUUGGCCCUGGCGCCGACAAGAAGCUCAGCAAAGUUGACACUUUGCGCAUGGCUGCCGAAUAUAUACGUCGUCUUAAGAAUUUGAUUGAUGAAGUAGACAGCAGCAGUGAUGCCUCCAGUGUAUCUUCAUAUGGAGCAGCUUCAACGAGCUCACCCGUUUCAUCAUAUGCCUCUUCAACCAGUAGCUCACCACCACCUUCUCUAUAUCUCAAUCACACAACUGGCAGCAAUAACUACUAUCAACAACCACAACAAGCUCAAACCUCAUUACCAUACUGUCCAUCUUUAAGUUAUGCCGGCAGCUUUCAACAACACAAUUUAAUUUCACCAGCCAAUUCCAGUACUUCCCAGGAAUCCUAUCAAUUCCAUCAUUCACCAAAUCAUUAUCAAUCAUCGGCCCCAUCGACAUUUGCAUUGAAUACACCAAAUACUACACCCAUUAAGUUGGAACCAACCUCAUCAUCAUUCAGUUUUGAUGAUUAUCAUCAUAACAAUACCAGUUCUGCCUCAUCCACAGACGAUGAAGAACUUUUGGACUACAUAUCCUUGUGGCAAGAUCAAUAAAUGCUGCAACGUCAUCAUCAAUAAGCAACGAUUUUGAUAAUCUAGUCUGCCUUUUAAUGUUACAGCAAAAAUAGAAAAAAAAACAACAUACCAUUGAUUGGUCUUCGCAAAAGUAUUAUUCAUUUUAUUACAACACGGUAAUGAAUGAAAGAAUGAAUGAAGUGUGAGAAAGAGAGAGGAGUUUCUACCUCAUGAAUGAUUAUUGUUAAAUGAAAAUGUACAAAUUAGUUUUAAGUUUUUAAUUGCUGUGCCUGUUAUUUUUUACAAACAUAUUUAUUACGUAAGUUAGUUUUUGUAAUUAUCUUUAAAUGGAAGACAAUGAUUUAAAAAUAUUUUAGUUUUAUAGAUUUAUUAUAUUUUUUUAAUUUUAAGAAAUGGAGGACACUAAACUAAAUAGACAAUAUUAUUUUUUAAAAAGAA